AUGCACCUGCAGCAUUCAGGGCAGGCUCCUUAUCGGUAUUUUGAAACCCCUUUAGCUCCUUCAGACGAACACAGAAUCUACCUCCAGAUUUUGCAUCCUUUCGCCCUUGAGCCCGACUCUUUGUGUGCUAUGGACUUCUUGGAAGUGCGAGAUGGAGCCUACGGCUUCUCACCACUUAUUGGGCGGUUCUGUUCCCGUUUCCCGCCUCCAGAGAAGAAGGAAAUCAGCUCCUCGGGGCAGUUCCUGUGGCUCAGAUUUCGGAGCGACAGCACCAUUCCACAUGGCGGAUUCCGUGCCAUCUACCACUUCGAAAAACUCAGUAAGUUGAAUCGUCUUCAAGUCUUUAAGAAAGCUACCAAAAUCCUCAUGCUAGUGCGACCACAAUUAGGACAGUGUGAUUCUGUUUGGAUUAGUCCGUUUCAAAUAACCGUCUAUAACGAGGCUUUGUGGGGAAUAAAUUUACUUGCUUAG
Mesocestoides corti is the source of this 471-nucleotide messenger RNA. The record is from the annotation of a GenBank genome assembly. NCBI's taxonomy places the organism in Eukaryota, Metazoa, Platyhelminthes, Cestoda, Cyclophyllidea, Mesocestoididae.